AUGUCCUCUCAUUCUCUCCUGAUGGUUCUGCUGGUUCUCACCUGCCUUCAGUCCUUCACAACGACCCAGGCUGCAAAAGAACCAGAUUUAUGCUGUUUCACGUUCCAGAAGAGAAAGGUGCCUGUACAGUUUAUUACUAAGUAUAAAGAAACUCACCGUGCCUGUUACCACCCUGGAAUCGUUUUUAUCAUGAAGAGCGGUCGUCGUGUGUGUGCAGACCCCAGAGAUCAAUGGGUGAAGGAGCACAAGGAAAACAUUGAUCGGCGCCUUUAUGGAGGCCCAAACCAAACUCAAGCGAGUGGUUAA
Molecule: messenger RNA, 306 nt
Organism: Clarias gariepinus (North African catfish)
Lineage: Eukaryota; Metazoa; Chordata; Actinopteri; Siluriformes; Clariidae
Product: C-C motif chemokine 3-like
Exons: 3
Coding region: 1-306 (101 amino acids)
Biological process (GO): lymphocyte chemotaxis; G protein-coupled receptor signaling pathway; immune response
Cellular component (GO): extracellular region
Molecular function (GO): CCR chemokine receptor binding; chemokine activity
Source: RefSeq, a predicted model, not a curated record